GUUGGAUCCGGCCUGGAAUGUCUUGCUCCUAGUGUUAUUGUCUUAUUGACCCUUCUGAUUAGCCAUGGUCCCUGGUGUCUUAGCCUAGGCUCUUCCGUGUACGCCAGUCAUGCCCGGGUUCUCCUCCGUAGUUAGCUUGAGACUGGCCUUUCUCCUCAUUUAAUUUGUCGCUGCAGCUUAUAAAGGCUCGGCUUAUCCUUCCGUCGCAUCCGGUCCGACUGUUCCUUUAUCGAACGACCCUUGCGUGUGCUGUCCUUGUUCUUCCCCUCCCUUUAUAAUCCCUUUAUCACCCCCGGCCUCCGCCCAGACGAACGUAUGCGAUAACGGUCCGGACUCCGACGUGCGUGUCCGGCCUCUUCAGCGAAACGGCGCAACAUGGCGGCCUCAUCCUCCGCUUUGUUAAGCGCCGGGGACGGUGCCUCUUCUGCAGACCGAUCAGCCGCCCACAUGGCUACUACAACCGUCAACGUGGAGGGCAUGACGUGUGGUGCUUGCACGUCCGCCGUUGAGGGCGCCUUCAAGGGAGUGGAGGGUGCCGGUGAGGUCACCGUCAGCUUGAUGAUGGGCCGGGCUGUGGUACAUCACGACCCAACACUGCUUCCUGCGGAAAAAGUCGCCGAAAUAAUCGAGGACUCGGGCUUCGAUGCAACGAUCGUCUCUACGGAUAGUGCGUCCCUGCCAGCAAAUGGUUCCCGCGGGACCAGGGAUAAAGUGUUUCAGCUGUCAACCACGACUUUGGCGGUCGAGGGCAUGACGUGCGGUGCCUGCACCUCCGCGGUGGAAGGAGGGUUGAAGGAUACACCUGGUGUGAAUUCAGUCAAUGUCUCCUUGCUUUCAGAACGAGCUGUUGUGGAGCACGAUGCGUCUCUUAUUACGCCGGACCAGAUCGCGGAUAUUAUAGAGGAUCGUGGCUUUGGCGCUAAGGUGCUGGAAACUUCAACGGCUGAGAGCGCUAUCCGCACCUCGCUGGAGUCGCCAGGAUCUACGUCGUGUUUAAUGGUCACGACGGUGUCUAUAGAUGGUAUGACGUGCGGUGCUUGUACAUCGAGUGUACAGAAUGCCUUCAACGGGGUGGAUGGUUUAGUGCAAUUCAACAUUAGCUUGCUUGCGGAGCGUGCGAUCAUUACUCACGACCCUACUACACUUACGUCAAAAAAUAUUGUCAGCAUAAUUGACGAUGCCGGUUUCGACGCAGCGAUCAUUUCAUCGGAAGCGCAGGCGCCCUCGUCAAAGGGCAUCAGCCGUGUCACCCUUAGCCUUCACGGCAUGCGUGACGCUGCCUCGGCCUCGGCCUUGGAAGACACUCUGCUCCAAAGACCCGGCAUCUCAUCAGCUUCUGUAAACAUGGCCAACUCUCAGAUCACAUUGUCAUACGAUUCCUCUUCGACUGGUAUUCGUUCGAUUGUCGAAGCUAUUGAAGCAGCCGGAUACAAUGCGUUGCUGUCGGAGUCCGAUGACACCAAUGCACAGCUGGCAUCGCUGUCCAAAACCAAGGAAGUCCGGGAAUGGAAGCGCUCGUUUCUCUUUUCCGCCUCUUUUGCAGUCCCCGUGUUCCUGAUCAACAUGGUGCUGCCGAUGUACCUUCCGGCCCUGGACUUCGGCCGUAUCCAACUGUGUUCCGGACUCUACCUUGGCGACAUCGCCUGUCUGUUACUCACUAUUCCAGUACAAUUUGGUAUUGGAAAGCGGUUCUAUGUAGCCAGCUAUAAGUCCUUGAAACAUCGCUCUCCAACCAUGGACGUCCUUGUUAUGCUGGGCACCUCUGCUGCCUUCUUUUACAGCGUGUUCACCAUGGCUGUUUCCCUCUUCUUCAAGACUGAUAUGCGGCCAAGUACGGUGUUCGACACGAGUACGAUGCUUAUAACCUUUAUUACUCUCGGAAGAUGGCUGGAAAAUCGGGCCAAGGGCCAAACAUCGGCUGCUCUUUCCCGGCUUAUGUCUCUUGCGCCGUCGAUGACAACAAUCUACGACGACCCGAUCGCAGCGGAGAAAUUCGCAGAGGAAUGGGACUCUGCUAAUGCCAACUCGAAGGAGCAGAAGUCGUCCUCCACUAAUGAGCGAUCAGGACCUGGACACAAGAUCAUUCCAACUGAACUCAUCGAAGUAGGGGAUGUUGUGCUCCUUCAUCCCGGUGACAAGGUCUCGGCCGAUGGCAUUGUCAUUCGAGGAGAGAGCUACGUCGAUGAGAGUAUGAUUACUGGUGAAGCUCUGCCGAUCCACAAGGCCAAGGGCGGUGUUGUUAGUGCUGGUACGGUGAACGGCACGAGUUCUCUGGACUUCAAGGUUACUCGAGCUGGCAAGGACACUCAACUAAGCCAGAUCGUCAAGUUGGUCCAAGAUGCCCAGACCAGCCGGGCUCCUAUUCAACGGAUGGCUGAUGUUGUUGCCGGCUAUUUUGUUCCAGCAAUUAUCAGCCUUGGUCUGGUUACCUUCUUUGGCUGGAUGUUCAUGAGCCAUAUCUUGCCUCAUCCUCCCAAGGUCUUCUUGGCUGAAAGCAAUGGAGGAAAGUUCAUGGUCUGUCUCAAGCUUUGCAUUUCGGUCAUCGUCUUUGCUUGUCCCUGUGCUCUGGGUCUCAGCACCCCUACGGCUGUCAUGGUCGGCACUGGAGUUGGUGCCCAGCAGGGUAUCCUGGUCAAGGGUGGCGCUGUCCUGGAGGCCGCGACAAAGAUCAACCACGUGGUGUUCGAUAAGACCGGAACUUUGACCACCGGGAAAAUGAGUGUGGCUGAAGCCAAAAUUGCGCCGCAUUGGACAACAAACGACUGGCGCCGUAGACUCUGGUGGCUGAUCGUUGGUCUUGCAGAAAUGAGCAGCGAACAUCCCAUUGGGAGAGCCAUCUUCUCUGCAGCCCAGACCGAAUCCGGCCAUCCAGGAGAAUGUGGUCUGCCGGGCAGCUUGGGCGACCUCGAAGCUUGCGUUGGAAAGGGAAUCUCCGCCCUAGUCGAGCCCACGUCCAGUGCUGAGCGCGUACGUUACCGUGUCUUGGUUGGAAACCUUCCCUUUCUGCGGUCGAGGGAUGUUGCUAUCCCCGAAUCGGCCCAGGCAGAGAACUCCGAUGACCUUACCUCCAAGUCCAAGGUCCCUGCCGGUAUCACGCAGAUCCACGUCGCCAUCGAUAACCAAUACGCUGGCUCUAUCUUGCUUCGGGAUACCGUGAAAUUGACUGCACCCGCAGCAGUCGCAGCUCUGCAUCGUAUGGGAAUUACCACCUCACUUAUCACCGGUGAUACCCAUGCCACUGCCGUGUCCAUUGCCUCGGCCGUGGGGAUCCCAGUUGAGGCCGUCCACGCCUCUGUCUCUCCCUCCGAUAAGCAGUCUAUCAUCGCGUCGAUGCAAGACUCCGGUGACCGGGUAGCCAUGGUCGGCGACGGCAUUAACGACUCGCCUGCCCUCGCCACCGCAUCCGUCGGUAUCGCUCUUGCCUCAGGCACCGACGUGGCCGUCGAAGCAGCCGACAUCGUCCUUAUGCGCCCCGACGAUCUUCUCUCCGUGCCAGCCAGUCUUUCUCUAUCCCGCUCCGUCUUCAACCGCAUCAAGUUGAACCUCAUGUGGGCCUGCCUAUACAACGUCAUCGGCCUCCCCUUCGCAAUGGGUCUCUUCCUCCCAUUCGGAUUCAUGCUACCCCCCAUGGCAGCAGGUGCCGCGAUGGCCGCGUCCAGCGUCUCCGUCGUCGUGAGCAGCCUGCUCCUCAAAUUCUGGCAACGACCCGGCUGGAUGGACGCCGAGAAGCUACAAAAGGACCUCGACACCGCCAACGCCAGUUUCCAAGGCUCCCAGAAGAGCUGGUGGGAAGCCACACUCUCCGUCACCGGAUCCACCGGCGGCAGACAAUCCUCCCAAUGGGUCCGGGAUCUCGCCACAGACGCCUGGUCAUACAUGACCGGCAGGAGGACAAGAGGCUCCAACGUGGACGAGGGUCAUUAUGUUCCCCUCCAGACGGUAGAACCGGUCUGAUCUAUCUAUCUCCCGGUUAAGCAUCUUGUCAGUUUCGGAUCAGUAUUUAUUUAUACACAUGAUGGGUGUUCGGAUGUUAUGACUUACCUAAUGAUCAAUCUAAGCCCUUUUUUGUUUGCAUCUUGCGUCUUUUUU
This is a messenger RNA of Aspergillus ibericus CBS 121593, 4089 nucleotides long. RefSeq names its product Cu(2+)-transporting P-type ATPase CCC2 (gene ctpA). Gene Ontology annotation, biological process: copper ion homeostasis; monoatomic cation transport. Bases 376 to 3954 code for a protein of 1192 amino acids. Gene Ontology annotation, cellular component: membrane. Gene Ontology annotation, molecular function: copper ion binding; ATP binding; P-type divalent copper transporter activity. The transcript has a single exon. The record is from RefSeq and is a predicted model, not a curated record. NCBI's taxonomy places the organism in Eukaryota, Fungi, Ascomycota, Eurotiomycetes, Eurotiales, Aspergillaceae.